Phytophthora sojae is the source of this 447-nucleotide messenger RNA. RefSeq lists its product as hypothetical. The transcript is spliced from 2 exons. The record is from RefSeq and is a predicted model, not a curated record. Bases 1 to 447 code for a protein of 148 amino acids. Lineage: Eukaryota; Oomycota; Peronosporomycetes; Peronosporales; Peronosporaceae.
AUGCGUCUGAGCUACGCCAUCGUGACCGCUGUCCUUUCAAGCAGCAGCACUGCGUCGGGAGAAGUGGGCCCCAAGCCACUGCAAUUUCCAGCUGCGCGUUCAAUUGACGCUGCUCUCUGGAGUGACAAGGGUGAGCUGGACGUCACUGAGACUGAUGACGAAGAGAGGGGUCUUGAGUUUUUGAAGAAGAUCAAGAUGAACACUGCCAAGUGGGCCAAGGCGAAGAUGACGAACCACAACUUGCGACGCGCGGAGAAACUUGCUGCCAGGGAGAAGAAGUUCCAAGAGGAUAUCGGUCUGCUGGAGAGAUUGCAGAAUAACCAAUUCAAGGAGUGGAACCAAAACGGAUGGGGCUUCGACCAGGCAAGAGCAUUCUUGAAGAGGGAAGGGUUCCCCGACAACGCUAUCGACGGCAUCUUGUACUGGUACAAGCCACCCAAGAAAUAA